Papaver somniferum (opium poppy) is the source of this 1101-nucleotide messenger RNA. RefSeq lists its product as uncharacterized. The transcript has a single exon. The coding region runs from base 1 to 1101 and encodes 366 amino acids. NCBI's taxonomy places the organism in Eukaryota, Viridiplantae, Streptophyta, Magnoliopsida, Ranunculales, Papaveraceae. The record is from RefSeq and is a predicted model, not a curated record.
AUGGACAAGUUAUUCUCAUUAGCCAUCAGAUACAAGGAGACAACCAGGGAAUACACAGAUAGAUGGCAUAAGAUAUGCCAGGCUAUAGGGAAUGUGGACCCAGUGGUCAACAUUAACUGCUACAAGUGGGGUUUAGAUAGGAUGAGCCCGUUGUUUGUCGAUAUUCAUGGGAGCAUACCCACGACGGAAGGGGAUCUUCGAGUAAUCAUCGAAAAACACGCCAGGUUGGAAGAAAUCCAACGAGAAAAUCCGAGGGCCCAUGCUCAAAGAUAUCAUCGAACUAACUCCACAGAGCAGGCCAGCGGAUCGAAAAGAAGUUCAAUCGAACACCCAUACGAAGAUAGGAGAGGAAGAAGAGAAGGUCCUCUAAACGAUGAUCGAAGAUUCGAAGAUCAAGUCUACACGAAGCUAAACACAAGUUACGCUCGAAUCUUAAAAGAAAUUAAGGGUCGAGAAAACUUGGAAUGGCCAUGGUCAAAAGGAAAGCAACCCCCAAGAUCCGAAAAAUCUAAGGAAUACUGCGACUACCACUCUUUCAAUGGGCACCCAACCGAGAAGUGCAAGAACUUGAAGAUAAUGGUCCAAAAGCUUAUCGUCAACGGAGAACUGAAGCAAUACAUAAGGAAGGAAGAAGCAGAUGAUAGGUCGAAACGAAGCAAACAAGUUCAACUGCCUGAAGGCAAUCAAACACUAAACACCAUUUCGUGUUCGGAAGCCGCUGGACCAUCGUUAACAACGCAGAUUGGAAAAAGGCUGAGAAAGCAAUUCGAAGACUACUGCGAGCUGUACAAGAUCGAUGGGGUAGAGAUAGACGAUCACGAGCAAUUGAUGGAUGCACCGAUCACUUUCGAGGCAGAUGAUAUGGAGGAAGACAUGGAGGAUCACAAUGAUCCUUUGAUCCUCACACUGCCCAUAGCAGGGUGCAACAUCAAGAAGAUCCUCAUUGACGGAGGAGGUUCAGUCAACGUCUUGUUUUAUGAUACAUUCAAACGAAUGGAGCUAAACGACGAGCAGCUGAUAUCUUCGUACCACACCAUUUAUGGAUUCAACGGGGCUCGUAAGAAACCAUUGGAGGACAUUGUUCUACAAAUAAAUGCAUGA